Messenger RNA from Serendipita indica DSM 11827, 1293 nucleotides. Lineage: Eukaryota; Fungi; Basidiomycota; Agaricomycetes; Sebacinales; Serendipitaceae. The record is from the annotation of a GenBank genome assembly.
AUGUCCACUACAGACGAACGCCAUGAAUCUGCGUUCACCACCAGCCUCCGUGACGCUAUCAAGCCAAUUUACUCAAAAGAAUACCGCGUAAAUAUGACCGCCAGGUCGAUUCAGAGUGCUCUCAAGCGAGAUUUUGAGCAAGAGAGACGUGAGAUUAAGCGUGCGGACAGAGAGCAAUGGGAUUGGGGUCUCCCACUGAAGACGAAAUGGCGGCUCACAAAGAUGCCGUUAAUCUACAUGGUUCAUUUGCAGCGAGCGGCCCCGCUCGAGUUUGCAAGGCUUCGAGAGGAACAUUUCUCUAUCACCGACGAAUCUUACCGCGCCGUUACUGCAUCGUCACUCAAAUCUCUCUCGAACCUCGGUCUCUCUGGCUCUGCAUUCUUCCACACCGAAGGACCCUCGACAAAUGCGGGCCUCAUCAUCAAGUCGAUUAACCGCGCAUUCGAGUACGAGUUUAUGCACGAGACACUCCUACCACGCUAUAUUGAGUACAUUGAAGCAAGACCUGGUGCAGACUCGUUGUUGACGCGCAUAACGGAUGUUCUCUUCUGUGCGGAUCUGAGUCUCGGCGAGGCCUUGAACGUCAGUCCGCGGCACUACAUGGUUAUGGUGGAUGUACUCGGUGAUCUCAAAGCCGUCAAGGGUGCGCAAAAGUGGGAUCUCAAACCUAGUGGUUUCUUCGAGCCAACAAGAGACCUCGUACCAGACAUUAUCAAAUCGGAAGCCACAAAGUCUGGUCUGGCGGACACGCUCGAUGCCGACGUCCGAAUCAAGUUGACAAAGUCCCAAUAUGACGAUCUGAUUCGAGUACUCGAACAGGAUACUGCAUUCCUCGAGGAGUUGGAGACGGUCGACUACUCGUUGUUGCUCGGCCGCUUCCCUGCUUCCUCUUCGCCGCAGCCUCCGCUUGGUCUCGAUGCCUCGAGCACAGUCCAUCUUCCCAUUUCUGACGUGCUCCAGCAAGGCGCAUCAAAGAUCAAACGUGCAUUGGGAAUAUCUUCGUCGCAGGAGACUGAAGACGUCGCCCCAACUGCGGGUGCCAGUGCAAGUGGGAGAGAAGGUCAAAAAUUGACAGGGGACGAUUUCACCAAAGGCGUCUUGUCUGCGGAUGGAGAGUGGGUUUACAGGCUGACGAUUGUAGACUUUUUGUGGAAUGUGAACAAGCUCGUCCCAACAGUGAUGCGGACGGCAGGCAAAGUUCUUCCAGACCAGACGAUUACAACCGAGCCCGCGCGGUAUCGGCAAGAGUUUAUGAAGAUGGUGGAAGAGUAUGUCGAGGUGGCUGAUAGCUAA